Messenger RNA from Caretta caretta (loggerhead turtle), 1000 nucleotides. RefSeq lists its product as uncharacterized. NCBI's taxonomy places the organism in Eukaryota, Metazoa, Chordata, Testudines, Cheloniidae. The record is from RefSeq and is a predicted model, not a curated record.
AUGCCUGCCCAGGGCCACAAACACGUUCCAGCGUGGAGUAUACAGCAGACACUGGAUCUAAUUGCUGUGUGGGGAGAAGAGUCUGUGCAGGCAGAGCGCCAAACCAUCAGAAGAAACGCUGACAUCUAUGCCAAAAUCGCACAGCGCCCGGGGGACAAAGGCUGCACCAGAGACACACAGCAGUGUCAUGUGAAAAUAAAGGCCCUCAGGCAAGUCUACCAGAAGACAAGGGAGGAGAAUAGUCGCUCUGGUUCUGAGCCACAGACAUGGCACUUCUAUGAGCAGCUGCAUGUGAUUCUAGGUGGGGACCCUGCCAGUACUCCAAUUCUCUCGCUGGAUACCUCCCAGGGGCCCCAGGUGGCCAUGGGCAACAACGAGGGGGACAUUGUUGAUGAGGAGGAAGAGGAGGAGAAUGCACAGCAGGCCAGCGGAGGAUCCAUUCUCCCUGACAGCCAGGACCUCUUCCUAACUCUGGAGCCAAUCCCCUCCCAGGACCUACUGCUGCGGGGCCGUGAUGCUGCAACCUUGUCUGUGGGUGCUUUCUCCACACCAGCACAAAGGCUGUCCCAGAUUAGAAGGCGAAAAAAGCGGACCAGGGAAGACAAUGUUCUGUGAUUUGAUGCAUUCCUCCAAGACUGACAGGGCCCAGCUGAAUGCAUGGAGGCUUACACUGUCGGAGAGCAUGCCCAAGAGGACGGCAAAGCAUGCAGAGAACAAGAAUGUAACACACAAGAGAAGAUGUUGCAGCUUAUGGAGGAGCAAACAGACAUGUUGAGGCAUCUGGUUGAGGUGCAGAAAAGGCAGCUAGACCUUAGAGUCCCACUGCACUCAGUGAUGAACCAGCUGCCCUCCUCACCAAGUUCCAUAACCUCCUAUCCCAGACGUCCAUAGCUUUGAUUGCUAGACAAUGCACUUGUAAUAAGCUAUGUGUGCUUGCCCCUCCCCCCGUGUUAUCAGGCCCUUAGACCCGGGUUAUCAUUGCUAUUCAUUGCUUUCUCUG